Molecule: messenger RNA, 5240 nt
Organism: Amyelois transitella
Lineage: Eukaryota; Metazoa; Arthropoda; Insecta; Lepidoptera; Pyralidae
Gene: fax
Product: failed axon connections
Exons: 6
Coding region: 264-1394 (376 amino acids)
Cellular component (GO): cytoplasm
Source: RefSeq, a predicted model, not a curated record
UGUUGUUGCCUCGGCAUGUAAGCGUUGCCGGGCAACGGACCGGUUUUCUUCCCAAUCCAAGUUUCUCAGUUGACUAGUGAGCAGCUUUGCGUGCUUUGCAGAUGCGGCAUUGUACGCGCGAGAAGUGACAAGUAAAGUGUCUAAAACAAGUUGAUUUAGGCGUUACUUACCUUACUCUGCCGGCAAUAUAGGCGUUGACGCGAAUCGUGUCUUUUGGUGUGUGACAAAAUUUAGUUGCAAUUUUAAAUUGUGAACAGAUCAAAAUGGCAACAGAAAUAACGAAUAAUUUGCCCGAAAACACCGAAAAGGAACUGAAGGAGGACGCGCCGGCAGAUAAUGGCCAAACUAAAGAAGAAGUGCCGACUGCUGGUGAAAAAACAGAAGAAAAGGCUGAAGAGAAAAAGGUUGACCCAGCCCCACCAAAGUCAACAGUCCAUAAAGCCAAUUUUGAGAAAGAUAUCGUAUAUCUUUACCAGUUCUCGCGAACUCCUUUGUUGCCGUCGACUUCUCCUUACUGUUUGAAAGUUGAAACAUGGCUUCGUCUUGGUGGUAUCAAAUAUGAGAAUGUUGACCACAAAGCCAAAUUCAGAUCCAAAAAGGGCCAAUUACCUUUUGUGGAACUGAAUGGUGAAGAAAUUGCUGACAGCUCCUUUAUAAUCAAAGAAUUGUCAGAGAAAUACAACAAAGAUCUAGAUGCUGCUCUGACGCCGGAGCAGCGGGUGGUGGCUCACGCAAUGAUCUCCAUGAUUGAGAACCAUCUCUCCUGGGUGAUCAUGUGGUGGCGCGCUAAGUAUCCUGACAGUGUCAUCAAAGGAUACCAAGUUAAUCUACAAAAAGCGCUGAAUACCCGCUUGCCAAAUCCGAUAUUAAACUUCUGCUUCAAGCUGACAUCUGGACGCAAGGGGAUGAAGAAGGCUAAAGCCCACGGCAUUGGCGUCCACAGCCAGGAAGAGAUUGUUGAGUUCGGCAAGAACGACUUACGUGUGCUAUCUGACUUGCUGUCCGAUCGACCAUUCUUCUUUGGAGACGAACCCACUCUACUGGAUGUGGUCGCGUUCUCAAAUCUCGCUCAGCUGCACUUCAUUGACAAGGAAGUUGCACAUCCCCUGCGAGAUGCGAUGAACGAUUCCUUCCCGAAUCUGGUCGGCCUGGUCUCCCGCAUCAAGGAGCGGGCCUUCCAUGACUGGGACGACAUUUGCACCACCCUGGACUUGAAUGCACAUCUUCCGAAGCCGGUGAAGGAGGUUAAGGAAACCAAGGAAGGCACCGGGCCAGCUGAGAAACAGCCGCUGCCUGAUGAUACGGAAAAGGGCAAGGGCGACGAAAAGGAGAAAGAACAAGAAAAAGAACCCGAAGAUAAGAAAGAAAAGGACGAGAAAGAAAAGGAGAAGUAAAUCAUCACAUUGACACGGCGCAGACUGUGCGGGCGAGGCGGCGAGUUGUGAGCUGCUCAUAGAACGCGUCUUAACAUUUAUGCCAUGUGCACAUGCAAUAAUAACAAGACUUGUGAGAUUCUAUAUACGUACAUGAACACCACAACAAAGCUCCUCCUCACCACCUUGCCUGCAUCAUAAGCAUGCAAGUUACACAUAAGAGUCAGACUCGUAAUACAUUCUGUAUAUUAUAAGCGUGUAAAUCCAUUUGUCUUUCCCGUUUAUUUCAGUUGUCGACGCUAGGGCGUCGUUACUUAUUAUUGUGCUUUAUGUUGAAAUGUAAUUUGUCAUUAAUAAAUUUGAUCAAUGUUGUGUCGUGAAUGACCAUUCAAUUAUUGGCAUAAAUUAUGUAAGAACUCUUCUCUCUUUGACAUUUUUCUGUAAAACUUAUUUGUGUGGUAAAACAUACUUUUGCUGCUUUGUAGUUUUUUCUUACUAUGUAUCAUUCCUUUACUUUAAAUUUUUAUGAAGUAAUUAAAAUUAUUGUCGGGUAAGUAAUUCGGUUGUUAAGGUACUUACAGGACUAGGUACAUAAUUUUGAACCGACAGAGAUAAGUAAUUAUAAAGUAAAUAGACAUAACAUACUGUAAUCAUAAUGUAAUGAUGUAGUUGGGAUAAUUCAUUUAACUCCACGUCUCAAAUUCUACAUAUUGUAGUGAAUCAUAUUUAGGGAGCAUAACAUGACUUAAUAAAGUCGGUUUAUCAAAUUAGACAAAUUAUCCAACUUGGUUAAUGAGAUCUGACAGCAUUUUACUCAAUGUGAAUUAUUCUACUAGAAUAUAUUAAGUCUAGUGUAAUAAUGAUACCAAAAAUUGUCGGAAGUGUAGUGGUUAAAAUUGAAAGUAUUGCUACUCGAAAAAUGAAGCUUGUAUUACUUUAAAUUGGAAUGGUGGUGGAAUGAUUAGACUGUUUUGAGAUUCUUGUACUCUGUUGGUUUUUACCACUAAAAUUUACAAUUUACAAAUUUUUGAUAAACGAAAAAGCCUGGAAGACUGUUUUUUCAUGUUAUUGUAUAAUUCAUAGUCCAUAAAAUUUUGAUAUUGUAUUAAUUGUUAAGAUUUAGGACGAAUGUACUCAAAUUUUUACAAGUACUAAAUUAAUAUUUAACUUUGUCGAUGAUUUGAAAUGGAGGAAAAUCACACAUUUAUUUAGUGUUUUGUCUCAUAUUAGUGGAAAUAUAUUAUUUUAAAGUAAGGAUAAUAUAGAGGAAGGCUAUUUAAGUUAAUGAUUUUUUAACAAUGAGAUUAAGUGUAACCCGGACGGCUUUAACUUUAAUUUAUACAUUCUCUCUGCAUUUCGAAUAUUCAUAUCGUUUCAAUACUCAAUUAAGACUGGUUUCGAGUCAAUAUUCUCGGUAAUUUAUUAAAAUCUGACUGAUUAAUUAGAUGACAUGUGAUCUUCGUCAAUGCAUUAGUUCUUUUAUUGAUUAUUUUUUAUGCGUUCACUGAAACAGGCUUAUUAUAGAAAUUAUUGAAUAAUCCAUUAAAAUGGUAGAUUAAAAUAGUACGUAGAUAAAUCGACUUACACACAUUCCGGUUCAUCUAAAAUUAUUCCAUAUUUAUGUGUUGUUCAAUGUCAGGGCAAGGUAGACUUAUUGGAUAUUUUCGUGAUAUCAUUCAUUGGCUUUGUUAGUAAAUCAACAACUUUUAAAUUAUUUGCUAUGCCAUGGUCCAUAUUCGUUUUUAUUCAGAUUUCUUUCUGCCAUUCCGCAUUAGAAAAUUUAAAAAUAUUAAUCCAUUUCUAUAUGGUUAAAUUUAGAAUAAUAUAACUUGUAAGCCUAGGUCUGGAAAUAUUCAUAUUGAUAAUUUUUAUCCUAAUUAUAAUAUUCAUAGUUAAACAUUCACAUUACAGUUCGAAUUAGGCUAGAGUAAGCGAUGUUUAGGACAGCGCGGACUUGAGUAUAUUCGAUCCGCUCUUAGACAUAAAGCCAAGUAUAAAAUAGAAUAUAGCAGAAUUUUAUUUGACGUAUUAAAUUUUAUUUUCUCGUUCUUCGGGUCGCUGGACUUUGCUCCCUUCCCGGCAACUGAACUGACCAUCACUGCCAUUAGUCUCAGAUAUAAGAAAUUAAGAAUAAGAAAGUAAUAAUAAAAUCAUAGUUUAGGAUUGAGGAAAUUACAUUCGGCAGGUAUUAAUUUGCCUCGUCCGAGCCUCACUUAAAUGUUUGAAUUACAUUACCAUAUUCAAUAGUUGUAGUGCUACAAUUCAAAAGUUUUAGACAUUGUCCCGCUAUGAGCCUGUUUCAGUGCUAAGCAACACGAAAAAAAAAAGGAUGAAAUGAACUGGGAAAAUUCGAGAACCAACGCACUCCAUCGCCCAUCGUAUGGCACAAUUCAUGGAGCGACCUACACUAUACGUAAUUGUUGCUAGGUGUCGAAUUGUUCGUGGAGUCGGCAAACGGUAACUCUAGCACUAGGUUAUGUAGUUAUUUUAGUAAGAUUAGGUGUAAUAUAAUAUUCUGAAUAUCACAUUGGCUCAUAUUAUACAACGUAAUAUUUAAUUUUGGGACAAUAAAGAGAAGGCUAGAAUUAUGACUCAAAGUUUUGAAUCUCGAUGACAUUAAGGAAAAUUUUUAACGAUUGUUGAUUGGGUGUGCUUUGCAUUAUGGUGGGAAUUUUAAACAUAACAACAAGUAUUGGUUUUGUUCCAAAGAUAAAGGUCGCGCCGGUCGUCUGUAACUAUGUCGUUCCACACAUGUGAAAAACACGUCCUCACAAAUUAAAUUCGAAACCAAUCGUUAUGAAUAAGAAAUCUAGCUAUUUCACAAUAUAUCGGUUGUUUGUAUUAAUUGUUUUAGUAUUAAACAAUAAGAUAGUAAUUUAACAACGAAGAGCUUUAUACGACGCUCACAACCAUUAUGUUCUACUUUGACUAGGUACGGAUUUCCCGCCAAACUGCGAAGAAUCGCUCGAAAAAGCAUUGGACGCAAAGGAUUAUCUUUAUUGUCUCACUAUGUAGAUGUAAUUUAUAUAAUACUUGAAUUAUUACUCUGACUCGACUUGUAUUGUAAGUUAGAACUAUUAUACAAAUUAAACAUAAUUACCGUUAAUAAUAAAUUACUGAAAUAGGUACGUCUUUCAAAUAUGUUUUUGUUAUUAUUAGGAUCGUAGGAUCAAAUUUAAGAUGUAAUAAUAUGCUUUAUUAUUGAUUUUGAAUAGGUAUCUAUAGUUAUGUUUUCUUUGUGUAAUCAUAAAUUAAUUCUCAUAUAGUAAUUGUGGUUUUCAAUAUUGAUAGUAAACAAUGUAAAUUAGAUAGUAAUGGUUCGCCAUAGACGUAUUGUUAAAUACAGCUGAGCUUUCAGUGAACAAUCUUCUCAUAUGGAUUUCAAUGUAAUAUUCUGUCGCCAUUAAAGUAUAUAUAUCUACCAAAACAAGAAUUCUGGGAGGAGUUUCGAAUCUGUUAUUGUGUUGAGAUCUCAACAGAUUCGUCGCUUCGAACGGAAUUGUUUUUGUCUAUAAAAUAUCACGUAAUUAAAUAAAAAAUCAUAACAAAAUCUAUACUAAUAUUAUAAAGCUGAAGAGUUUGUUUGUUUGAACGCGCGUUUUUCUUUUUGUGUCGAAUAGACCAUAUAUCGAGGAAGUCUGUAGGCUAUAAAACAUCACGCUGCAACUAAAAGGACCGAAGAAACAAUUGAAAAUGUGAAAAAAUAACGGGGAUAAUUAUUUAUCCUUGAGGGCUUCCGUUGCGUGCGCUGCGAAAACUGUUCAAGAUACCAAAAAUAUAUGUAUGAAAGAAUUAUUCCUCUUGAAAUAGUCUAAAAAAAUGUCCGCGACAGUAUAUGUCUAUCUUCUAAGAUAAACUCACUAGAAC